Molecule: messenger RNA, 5115 nt
Organism: Tripterygium wilfordii
Lineage: Eukaryota; Viridiplantae; Streptophyta; Magnoliopsida; Celastrales; Celastraceae
Product: protein transport protein SEC16B homolog
Exons: 13
Coding region: 482-4666 (1394 amino acids)
Biological process (GO): COPII vesicle coat assembly; autophagy; Golgi organization
Cellular component (GO): ER to Golgi transport vesicle membrane; endoplasmic reticulum exit site
Source: RefSeq, a predicted model, not a curated record
AGAAAAUUAAAAAAUAAACUGAAAUUGGAAAAAAAACGAUGCUCAUGUAGUUGUGGGUGGCGGUGCGAAUCCGAUUGCUCUCCUAUUUCUCUCUCCAUUUCUUCAUCUUCGAUUAUCGCUCAAAACAUCUUUCCUAGAUCGGUAAGUUAUUUAUCGUAUUAUUUAAAAUUGAAAUCUGUUUUUCUCCAAUGCGAGUAGAGUCGAAAGAUUGCGAAAUUUUGGUGGUUCAUUUUGUAUUAGAUUCUAAGAGAAUUAGGAAUCCCUAGAUCAUGCUCGGUUUGCUUAUAUUUGUCGUCUGUUAGGUUGAUUUCGAGGUAUAUGUGUCUUUUUCGGUCUGAUCUUGAGGGUGUGUAUGUUGUUGGAGCUCGAAUUUCGAGCCUUUUAAUCGGAAGAAGGUGAUUUUUGUGGUGAAUUGUGGGGAUUGAAUUGGUGUUGGGUUCCAUAGGAGCGUUGAGGAGGUCGUUAAACGUUUGGGUAAUCGAUGGCUUCGAAUCCUCCAUUCCAAGUGGAGGAUCAGACGGAUGAGGAUUUCUUCGACAAAUUGGUUGAUGACGAUUUCGGACCCACUGCCACCGCCGAUUCGGCCCCAAAAUCUACAGAGGGUAACGAUUCUGAUGAUGCCAGGGCGUUCUCGAAUCUCAGUUUAGGUGAGGAGUCGGGCGGUGAGGGAGGGUUCGAGGAGCCCAAAAAAGAGAAUGUCUCUCUGGAUGCCACGGCUGGAUCGUUGGAGGUCCCCGCAGAAGAAGAGAGUAACUCAAAUCCGCAAGCUGUUGACAGCAUAAUUGAGUCUAGUCUUGAAAACAACGUGGAUAAGAGUGAUAUGGAUUUGAGAGUAAGCAAAAGUGGAUCUGGAGCUCCUGGGGCAGUUAAGGAGGUGGGCUGGAAUUCUUUUUAUGCUGAUUCGGAGCAAAAUGACAGUCAUGGGUUUGGGUCUUACUCGGAUCUUUUUGGCGAUUUGGGGGAUAAUGAGACUGCGAGUAAUGAAGCCAAGAUUGUCUCCAAUAAUGAAGGAUAUGAAGCAAAUGUGGUGGGUGAUUCAGCCAAUUAUGCACAAUACCAAGAUGGUCAAGUUUUUGAUACAAAUGGGCAGGAUCUGAAUAGCAGUCAGUACUGGGAGAAUAUGUAUCCAGGUUGGAAAUAUGAUCCAAGUACAGGGCGAUGGUAUCAGGUUGAAGGCUAUGAUGCCACGGCAAAUGUCCAAGGGGCCCAUGAUGCUAGUUCGGUCAGUGAUUGGACUGCUGUUGAUUGGAAAUCAGAGGUUAAUUAUAUGCAACAAAGUGCACAGUCAGUCGUAGGAACUGUGACCGGGACUAACACUAGCCAAAGUGUGUCUAGCUGGAACCAGGUUUCACAAGGGAACAAUGGUUACCCAGAGCAUAUGAUUUUUGAUCCUCAAUACCCGGGCUGGUAUUAUGACACAAUUGCCCAAGAAUGGCGCUCAUUGGAGAGCUAUACUUCAGCUGCUCAAUCAAGUUCAUUUGAAGCACAAGCUCAUGACCCACAGAAUCAGAACGGGCCUACUUCUACUGGUUCUCAUUCUCAGAAUAGUACUGGUAUGUCUGGUGAACAAGGGCAAACUAAUGACUAUGGGUCUCAAAAUCAUAUUAGCCAUAACCAACGUGGUAGCUGGACUGAUUCAUAUGCUAAUUACAGUCAGCAGGGUUUUAACAUGUGGCAACCUGAUAAAGUAACUAAGACUGAGGUCUUUUCAAGUUACAGUGGAAAUAAGCAGCCGGAGGUUUCUUACGACGCUCAGGUUUCUGUAAAAAACCAUGUGGAUCAGCAGGAGUCUUUUAAUACUUUAAGCACCGGUUUGUCUUAUGAGACACCAAGUCGAGGACAUGCUGAGGCUAAUGGGUUCAUUAGCUCACAAGGGUUUGUUCCUAGAAAUUUGAGUACACAUUUUGAUCAGACGAAUGUUAAACAGAAUGAACAAGUUCAUUUUUCAAAUGAUUACUAUGACAGUCAAAAGCCUGUAAAUAUAGGCCAGCAAUCAUUUCAGAGUAGUCAGCAGUUUACUUAUGCUCCCAAUGUGGGGCAAUCAUCUGCUGGUCGCCCUCCACAUGCUUUGGUUACUUUUGGGUUUGGUGGGAAGCUCAUAGUAAUGAAAGAGACUACUUCACUCAACUCUUCCUAUGGUGGCCAGAACUCUGUAGGAGGCACAAUUUCUGUGCUGAAUUUGAUGGAAGUUGUAACAGCGAAUAAUGAUGCCUCAAAUAUUGGAGCGCCCACUUGUGAUUAUUUUCAUGCUCUGUGCCACCAAUCUUUUCCUGGCCCUCUUGUUGGUGGGAAUGUAGGAAACAAAGAGCUAAAUAAAUGGAUUGAUGAGAGGAUUUCUAACUGUAGCUCCCCUGACAUGGAUUUUAGAAAAGGCGAAGUGCUGAAGUUGCUUCUCUCGUUGCUUAAAAUAGCAUGCCAACAUUAUGGAAAACUUAGAUCUCCUUUUGGCACUGACACUGCAUUGGGAGAGAGUGAUAUUCCAGAAACUUCAGUUGCUAAACUUUUUGCAUAUGCCAAGAGGAAUGGUAACCAAUACAGUCAGUAUGGGGCUCUUAACCAGUGUGUAAUGAAUUUUCCAUCUGAAGGACAAAUACGGGCAACUGCUUCUGAGGUACAGAAUCUGUUGGUUUCUGGUAGAAAAAUAGAGGCUUUGCAAUGUGCUCAAGAAGGUCAAUUGUGGGGUCCUGCACUUGUUCUAGCCUCGCAACUUGGUGAGCAGUUCUAUGUUGAAACGGUGAAGCAAAUGGCAUUACUCCAACUGGUAGCAGGAUCACCAUUGCGGACAUUAUGCCUCCUAAUUGCUGGGCAACCCAAAGAUGUUUUUGUUACUGGUGCAACGGCUGAGGCCACUGUUCCUGGUGCUAUGAAUAUGCCUCAACAAUUUGCACCGUCUGGGGCAAAUGGCAUGCUAGACGAUUGGGAAGAGAAUUUGGCUGUAAUAACUGCAAACAGAACGAAAGAUGAUGAACUUGUAAUUAUUCAUCUGGGAGAUAGCCUAUGGAGGGAAAGAAGUGAGACUACUGCUGCGCACAUCUGCUAUUUGGUUGCGGAAGCAAACUUUGAGUCAUAUUCUGAUACUGCAAGGCUCUGUCUCAUUGGAGCAGAUCACUUGAAGUAUCCGAGAACCUAUGCUAGUCCGGAAGCUAUUCAGAGGACUGAGUUCUAUGAAUAUUCAAAGGUGCUAGGAAACUCUCAGUUUAUGCUUCUGCCAUUUCAGCCAUACAAGCUCAUUUAUGCACAUAUGCUGGCUGAAGUAGGAAAAGUUUCAGAUUCAUUGAAGUACUGUCAAACAGUAUUAAAAUCACUAAAAACUGGUCGGGCACCUGAAGUGGAGACAUGGAAACAGUUAGUGUUGUCUCUUGAGGAGAGGAUUAGAACCCAUCAACAGGGUGGAUAUGCAGCUAAUUUAGCACCGGCAAAAAUAGUUGGUAAAUUGCUCAACUUCUUUGAUAGUACUGCACAUCGGGUUGUUGGUGGGCUGCCUCCUCCUGCUCCUACAACUUUACAAGGAAGUGUUCAAACUACUGAUCAUUAUCAUCAACCAAUGGGCCCAAGAGUAUCAGCUAGUCAAUCAACGAUGACCAUGUCAUCAUUAAUGCCUUCUGCUUCAAUGGAGCCAAUAAGUGAGUGGGCAGCUGAUGGCAAUAGAAAGACAAUGCCAAAUAGAAGUGUGUCAGAGCCAGACUUUGGUAGAUCCCCUAGACAGGUUGAUUCAUCAAAGGAAGCAACCUCAUCUAGCGCACAAGCCAAGGCUGGAGGGACAUCUCGCUUUUCUCGUUUUGGUUUUGGUUCACAGCUUUUACAGAAGACAGUGGGGUUAGUCUUAAGGCCCCGCUCAGAUCGACAGGCUAAAUUGGGGGAAAGCAACAAGUUCUAUUAUGAUGAAAAGCUUAAAAGAUGGGUAGAAGAAGGUGUGGAACCCCCGGCUGAAGAAGCGGCCCUGCCACCUCCUCCAACAACUGCAUUUCAAAAUGGAACACCUGAUUACAACUUGAAAUCUAUAUUGAAAAAUGAAGGUUCUCCUCCUGACAGGAGUCCAAAAUUUAAGAAGCAUGCAUCAUCAGAGAAUGCUUCAGGGAUACCACCUAUUCCAACCAGCUCAAAUCAAUUUUCAGCUCGUGGACGGAUGGGCGUUCGAGCAAGGUAUGUUGACACAUUCAACCGAGGUGGUGGAAGGCCAGCAAACUCGUUCCAGUCUCCUUCAUUUCAAUCUGUCAAACCUGCAGGUGCAGCAAAUACAAAAAUUUUUAUUCCCGCACCUGCACCAGCAAGUGAACAGACAAUGGGGGCCAUAGCAGAAAGCAUAAAUGAAGAUGCUGCACCAAAUGGAAAUCCUUCGUCAUCAACCAUCACUGACCCUUUGCAGACCACCCCAUCAUCAUCAUCAAUAUCUCCAAUGCAAAGGUUCCCAAGUAUGGAUGAUAUCUCGAACAAAAGACCAAUGAUUAAUGGAGAGGGUCCCCACCCACCUCAUUCACGUCGAACAGCAUCAUGGAGUGGAAACUUCAACGAUUCAAUUAGCCCUCCUAAGAUUGGUGAAACAAAACCUCUAGGGGAGGCAUUGGGAUUGUCCCCAUCAUCUUCUAUGACCAACGGACCUUCUAUGAUGGGAAUGCCAACGAGGGGUGGCAGUUUUGGGGAUGGCCUUCAUGAGGUGGAGCUUUGAGCUAGAGUAGUGAAGAUGUAAAUAUCGAAGUUUUGUCCGUUGGGGUCUCUCAUAACCAAAAUGGUGGUUCUCCGGAAUUGGCUUUCACUGAAGGAUUAAAAUACAUGACCUUUCGCCGAAUUCUGUGUCCUCCCUGGCCGAUACCCUUUGCUCUUUUCACAUGUAUGUUAGGCAUAUUUAAUGUCCUUUAAAUGUAGCAUUUUUUUCCCCCAAAUGUUUUUAUGUGCCGCCACCAUCUGAUGCUGAGGGGCGGUUUAUUUCGUCUUUACCCAGUUUUUUUCACUACAAAGAAAACGAAGCCUGCAUUGGCAUCAUUUGUUCAUUUGUUGAAAACAGGAUUGGCCCCUUGAGAUAGGAUUGAAGAUGGCUUCAAAACAUCACCUCAAGGACAAAAUAUAAAAAAUAAUCGCUAUGUUGAUUUUUAUUUUAUAAAAAUUUUAUUUAUAGAA